Molecule: messenger RNA, 867 nt
Organism: Lactuca sativa (garden lettuce)
Lineage: Eukaryota; Viridiplantae; Streptophyta; Magnoliopsida; Asterales; Asteraceae
Source: RefSeq, a predicted model, not a curated record
AUGGCAUUGGCAGUAAAAGCUGGUGGUUCAAUGUCAUAUCAGAUUCCGGUUUUGACCCCAACCAACUAUCCGGUAUGGGCAGUCAAAGUAAAGUCCAUCAUGGAUGCACAUGGCAUAUGGGAGACUGUUGAAGCAAAGCCACCGGGUGGAGAAUCGGAUCCAAAGAAGAAGAAACAAGCUCUUGCUUUCUUGUUUCAAGCAAUACCUGAAGAGAUGGUGUUGCAAAUGUCCGAUUACACCGAUCCAAAAAGGGUUUGGGAAGGAUUAAAAACUCUGUAUUUGGGUGUGGAUCGAGUAAGAACGGCUCGAUUAGCAACUUUGAAGAGGGAACUAGAAAGCUUGCGUAUGAAGGAGGGAGAAACCGUUGAUGAUUUUGCAGCCAAGUUGAGUGGUUUAGCUUCGAAAGCACGGAGUCUCGGACAUGAACUUGAAGAAGUUGACUUGGUGAAAAGGUUACUUGAUUCUAUGCCCAAGUCUUUUCUUCAAAUUGUGGCGUCGAUUGAGCAAUGCUUUGAGUUGGAUACGAUGUUUUUUGAUGAAGCCGUCGGUAGACUAAAGGCAUAUGAGGAGCGUAUCAAAGGAUCCGAGAAGGUGGAGGAUGUUCAUGGUGGGUUGUUGUUGUCAAGAGAAGAAAAGUCGGAUGGUUGUAUGCAUUGUGGCAGUGGCGGUUCGCAUCGGGAUGGCUUUGGACGUGGUCGGGGAAGAGGUCGUGGGUCCGGGAGGAUCCAAGAUGGUAAGGAAUGUGUUCGGGACAAGAGUCACGUAAAAUGCUACAAAUGUGGUGAAUUCGGUCAUUACAACAAUGAAUGUCCAAAGUGGGAAAAAGAAGCAAACUUGAUCAUCAAGGAGGAGCCGACAUUGCUGUGA